AUGGCACGUCCGUCAACGCGGAAGCUGCUCACGCCGGACGCGACGUGCAGCCUCCCGACCGUCGUGACGCCCGAGCCUGUCCACUUCGACGUGGCGUUGGGCCACGCCGCCACGCUCCGUGCGACGGGCAGCGCCUUUAUUGCGCUCAACGGCCGCGACGACGGCGUCCUUGUCGAGUGGCAGCCCAAGGGCGGCGACCCCGAGUAUUUUCCUAACGGUCUCCGCUUCUACGACAGCAUGGGCGAGCCGAUUACGACGGCUGCCGAAGUCAACGCCGAGCGACUUGUGUACGUCCUUGUCGACUUUCAGAUCUGGGUCUGGCCCGGCAUCAAGGUCGGGUACACGCGCAACAUUGACGGCAUCUCGCUUAAGACGAUCUCGCUCUCGCCGCUCGUGUUUGACGUCGAGGUGUUCUUUGACGCCAAAGAAGCGGAUGCGAUCAUUGCCGAGGGCAUGAACAAGCUCCAGCGGUCGCCCGUCGGCAGCAAGGACGCGACUGACGGGUACCACUCGGACCGCACGAGCUACACGGCGUUUCUCGACGACUCGGCGUUCACGCGCGACUUUCGCCGGCGCACGGCGGCCCUCGCGCAUCUACCGAGCCCGGCGCUUUCCGAGCGUCUCCAGCUCGUGCGCUACGAGGCCGGUCAGUUCAUCCGCAAGCACGAAGACUACUUUGACUCGAAGGACUUCCUCGGCAAGAAGAACUUGGCGGUCGCCGACUACAAGACGAGGUGUACAUGGGCGGCCGCUACGAUCGAGAGCCUCCCGGCCGAGGCAGGUUUGGACCCGAGCUUUCAGCGCGACGGGCCCAUGCCCCCAAACACCGACGAUACGAUGACGUGGCAGCACAGCGUGCUGCAGGCGUUUCUGAACGACCCGGCGGCGACCGACUUUUUCACCGAGUACGCGGAUGUCGAGUGGGGCGACUGGGUCAAGGAAAACGUGGCGAACGGCGCGAACGGCUUCGUCGAGAUACUCCUCGAAAGUCGCGGGUACAUGCUGCCGCACAUCAUUGCGUCGUGGGAGAAGCGCGCGGCGCUGCCGGCCCUGCAUUACACAGCGCCCAAGCCGCCCGUCAGCGGCGUCUCGCACUACUUUCGCUGGAUCCGGUGGGCCAAGGAAUGCAUCCAAGACCACGGCGCGGACGCCCCCGCCGAUGUCCAGCCCCCACUACCCGACAUACCGUACGACGUUCGAAAAGACGCUUGUCAAAUUCGUGCUGGAAGACCAUACCCUCGACGAGCUGGCGGCGCUCGUCGGUAUCGAGUGGGUCGAGUUUCUGCAAACCAACCAAGACGCCGAGAACGUUUUGCUCGAUGCUGCCCGGAGCAGCGUCACGUUUUUCGAACUCGCCGUGAACGCUUGGACCAAGCGCGCCGGCGACGCCUUCCGCUACGCGUACUACCGUGUCUACGAGGAGGCCGAUCGCUGAGACAACUGUCUAAGUUCCCUACGCAUUUGCGCCACUCUGAACCGAACCGGUUCGCGACGCUCUUCCUGUACCUCAACGAUGUCGACGAGGGCGGUGAAGGCACUUGAGUUGACAAGCUUCGUAACGUCCUCAAUGAUAUCGCAAAGACACUAGCGAGGCUGCGCAGCAGAGCUAGCCCCACACACGCCGUCGACCACGUAGCUAGGACGCCGCCGACGCCUCGAUGGGACAGUGCAUCCGUGGGGCGCCGCGACAGUAGCUAACCUCGAGCUCGAUAGCGUUGCAACACUUUUGCUCGGCUACAGAUUUCUUCUUGUGGCGUCUCAACUUUAUUUGCUUGCCAGCGCCAGCCAUUAGCGCCUUGUAGAAUAUUACUUGCGUUGUAUAUUACCACA
Molecule: messenger RNA, 1830 nt
Organism: Saprolegnia diclina VS20
Lineage: Eukaryota; Oomycota; Saprolegniomycetes; Saprolegniales; Saprolegniaceae
Exons: 4
Coding region: 1-1542 (513 amino acids)
Biological process (GO): peptidyl-proline hydroxylation to 4-hydroxy-L-proline
Cellular component (GO): endoplasmic reticulum
Molecular function (GO): procollagen-proline 4-dioxygenase activity
Source: RefSeq, a predicted model, not a curated record